Messenger RNA from Medicago truncatula (barrel medic), 6183 nucleotides. RefSeq lists its product as uncharacterized. The annotation marks the transcript as partial. The transcript is spliced from 3 exons. Gene Ontology annotation, molecular function: nucleic acid binding; aspartic-type endopeptidase activity; RNA-DNA hybrid ribonuclease activity. NCBI's taxonomy places the organism in Eukaryota, Viridiplantae, Streptophyta, Magnoliopsida, Fabales, Fabaceae. Gene Ontology annotation, biological process: DNA integration; proteolysis. The record is from RefSeq and is a predicted model, not a curated record.
UGUGAAGCUCAGAUGCCCACUCACCAGUACACGGCUCAAGUACCCCUACCUGCCAUGAGGGUCACUCCAGCCACCAUGACCUACUCAGCACCUGUGAUACAUACAAUUCCGCAAACUGAAGAACCUAUCUUUCAUUCAGGGAAUGUAGAGGCUUACGAGGAAGUAAGCGACCUACGAGAAAAGUAUGAUGAACUACGCCGAGACAUGAAAGCCCUCCGUGAAAAAGGGAAAUUUGGGAAGACUGCGUACGAUCUCUGUUUGGUACCGAGUGUGCAGGUACCUCACAAAUUCAAGAUUCCAGAUUUCGAGAAAUACAAAGGGAGUUCUUGUCCUGAGGAACAUCUAAAAAUGUAUGUGAGAAGGAUGCCUGCGUAUGCCCAAGAUGAUCAGAUUCUUAUUUACUAUUUCCAAGAAAGCUUGACUGGCCCUGCUUCAAAGUGGUACACUUACCUAGACAAAACAAGGGUUCAAACUUUCCGUGACCUUUGUGAAGCUUUUGUGGAACAGUACAGUUACAAUGUAGACAUGACUCCGGACCGAAGUGAUCUCCAAGCCAUGACUCAGGGAGAUAAAGAGACGUUCAAAGAGUACGCCCAACGGUGGAGAGACACCGCUGCCCAAGUCAGCCCACGAAUUGAGGAGAAAGAGAUGACCAAGCUCUUCCUAAAAACUUUGAAUCAUUUUUAUUACAAAAAGAUGGUCGGGAGUACACCAAAGAGCUUCGCGGAGAUGGUUGGUAUGGGAGUACAGUUAGAAGAAGGAGUCCGAGAAGGACGCUUAGUAAAGAAUGCAACUCCUGCCAGUGGGACCAAGAAGACCGGGAAUCAUUUCCCGAGGAAGAAAGAGCAAGAAGUCGAAUUACUUCCCGGCUUACUCAAGAAAAACCUUGUCCAAACUAGAACAGCUCCUCCUAUCCCAGAAAAACUACCAUCUUGGUAUAGACUUGACCAAACUUGUGACUUCCAUGAAGGGGGCCGUGGCCAUAACAUUGAAACUUGUUAUGCCUUUAAAAGCACAGUACAGAGGUUGAUCAAUGAUGGAAAAAUAACUUUCACAGACUCGGCGCCAAAUGUCCAAACAAAUCCAUUGCCGAAUCAUGGUGCCGCAACAGUCAACAUGAUCGAAGAUUGUCAAAAGACUCGUCCCAUUCUGAAUGUUCAACAUAUCAGAACACCCUUGGUCCCGUUACAUGCCAAGUUAUGCAAAGUCGACCUUUUUGAGCAUGAUCAUGAUCUCUGUGAAAUAUGCCUUAUGAACUCCGGAGGAUGUCAGAAAGUAAGAAAUGAUAUUCAAGGGCUUCUAGACCGAGGAGAGCUUGUGGUCGAAAGGAGGUGUGAUGACGUGUGUGUAAUAACUCCUGAAGGGCCUUUGGAGGUAUUUUAUGACAGUCGAAAGUCAAUUAUCACCCCUCUGGUGAUCAGCUUACCGGGUCCACUGCCAUAUGCUUCUGAAAAAGCCAUUCCAUACAAAUACAAUGCCACCAUGAUUGAAGAGGGUCGUGAGGUUCCAAUACCGCCUUUGUCUAGUGUGGAUAAUAUUGUUGAAGACAGUAGAGUUCUGAGAAAUGGGCGCGUUGUUCCCAUAGUGUUCCCAAAGAAGAUUGAUGCUACAAUAAACAAGGAGGUUCGGACUAAAGAUGCUGGUAUCGCCAAAGAAGUGGAUCAACCCAAUGGGGCUGGUACAAGUGCAGAGUUUGAUGAGAUUCUCAAGUUAAUAAAGAAGAGCGAGUACAAGGUUGUUGAUCAACUGAUGCAGACUCCAUCCAAAAUAUCCAUAAUGUCUUUAUUACUAAAUUCUGAGGCCCAUAAAGAUGCAUUAAUGAAGGUCUUAGAACAAGCUUUUGUGGAUUAUGAUGUAACGGUGGGUCAGUUUGGCGGAAUAGUAGGGAACAUCACCGCAUGCAACAACUUGAGUUUCAGUGAUGAAAAGCUCCCAGCAGAAGGAAGGAACCACAAUCGGGCGCUGCAUAUAUCUGUGAACUGUAAAACUGAUGCUUUGUCAAAUGUACUGGUGGAUACUGGAUCAUCUUUGAAUGUGUUGUCCAAAACAACUUAUACCCAACUCGCUUACCAAGGCGCACCUUUAAGACGAAGUGGGGUAAUGGUGAAAGCUUUUGAUGGCUCGAGGAAGGAUGUCCUUGGUGAGGUGGUUCUACCUAUCACAGUUGGGCCACAAGUUUUCCAAGUUAAUUUUCAAGUCAUGGACAUUCAAGCUUCGUAUAGUUGCCUACUGGGUCGACCCUGGAUUCACGAGGCAGGGGCUGUCACAUCCACGCUGCAUCAAAAGCUGAAGUUUGUGAAGAAUGGGAAGCUAGUAACUGUAAACGGUGAAGAGGCUUUAUUGGUGAGUCAUUUGUCAUCUUUCUCUUUCAUUGGGGCAGACGAUGUCGAAGGGACACCUUUUCAAGGGUUUACUAUAGAAGAUAAGAAUACCAAGAGGAAUGAAGCCUCUAUCUCGUCUCUGAAAGAUGCUCAGAAGGUCAUACAAGCAGGAGGGUCCACAAGCUGGGGAAAACUGAUAGAGCUUCCAGAAAACAAGCACCGAGAAGGUUUGGGUUUCUUCCCAUCUACUGGUUUGUCCACAGCAAAGAAGGGCACUUUCCACAGUUCAGGCUUUAUCCAUGCAAUCAUUAAAGAUGAUCUUGAAAGUGUGCCACGAAGUUUUAUAACGCCAGGAGUAUCCAGCCACAAUUGGGUUGCCGUAGAUGUUCCUUUUGUUGCUCACUUAUUAGAAAUCGACGAACCCGUUGAACAACAUAACCCUAUGAUCUCUCCCAACUUUGAGUUCCCUGUGUAUGAGGCGGAAGAAGAAGAGAAUGAAGAGAUCCCUGACGAAAUCUCUCGACUACUCGAACAAGAGAGGAAGACUAUUCAGCCUUAUGGGGACGAACUAGAAGUGAUUAACUUGGGCACCAAAGAAGACAAGAAAGAAAUCAAGGUUGGGACAUCGCUCGAAACAAGUGUUAAAAAGCAAGUGAUAGAGCUCCUCAAAGAGUAUGUUGAUGUGUUUGCCUGGUCCUACCAAGAUAUGCCGGGUCUAGACACUGAUAUUGUGGUACAUCACCUACCUUUAAAACCUGAGUGUCCGCCAGUCAAACAAAAGUUGAGAAGAACACGUCCUGACAUGGCUCUCAAAAUCAAAGAAGAGGUACAGAAACAGAUCGACGCUGGUUUCCUCAUUACAUCAAAUUACCCCCAAUGGUUAGCUAACAUAGUGCCUGUUCCAAAGAAAGAUGGUAAGGUCAGAAUGUGUGUUGACUACCGUGAUUUAAACAAAGCUAGCCCGAAAGACGACUUUCCUUUACCUCAUAUUGACGUGUUGGUUGACAGUACUGCAAAGUCUAAAGUCUUCUCAUUCAUGGAUGGAUUCUCCGGUUAUAAUCAAAUCAAGAUGGCACCCGAAGAUAGAGAGAAAACAUCAUUUAUUACACCUUGGGGCACUUUCUGUUACAAAGUAAUGCCGUUCGGUUUAAUCAAUGCCGGAGCUACUUAUCAGAGGGGUAUGACUACUCUUUUCCACGAUAUGAUACAUAAAGAGAUUGAAGUCUAUGUGGAUGAUAUGAUAGUCAAGUCAAUUACUGAAGAAGACCAUGUCAAGUAUCUACAGAAGAUGUUCCAGCGCCUGAGGAAGUACAAACUUCGUCUGAAUCCCAACAAAUGCACUUUUGGUGUUAGAUCCGGAAAGCUUCUAGGUUUCAUUGUCAGCCAGAAAGGCAUCGAAGUAGAUCCUGACAAAGUCAAAGCCAUCAGAGAGAUGCCUGCUCCGAGAACAGAAAAAGAAGUAAGGGGUUUUCUUGGACGACUAAAUUACAUCUCCCGGUUCAUUUCUCAUAUGACUGCAACUUGUGGGCCGAUAUUCAAACUACUCCGCAAAGAACAAGGUAUUGUGUGGACCGAAGAUUGCCAGAAGGCUUUUGACAGCAUAAAGAAGUACUUGCUAGAACCACCGAUUCUCAUCCCUCCAGUUGAAGGAAGACCUUUGAUCAUGUACCUAACAGUGCUAGAAAAUUCCAUGGGUUGUGUGCUCGGACAACAAGAUGAAACCGGAAGAAAAGAGCACGCCAUUUAUUAUUUAAGCAAGAAGUUUACUGAAUGUGAAUCUCGCUACUCCAUGCUCGAGAAGACAUGUUGUGCUCUAGCCUGGGCUGCCAAACGCCUCCGUCAUUAUAUGAUUAAUCACACUACUUGGCUGGUAUCUAAAAUGGAUCCAAUCAAGUACAUAUUUGAGAAGCCCGCUUUGACAGGAAGGAUUGCACGGUGGCAGAUGCUACUAUCUGAGUAUGAUAUCGAGUACCGUUCCCAGAAGGCAAUUAAAGGCAGUAUUCUUGCUGAUCACUUAGCUCACCAACCACUUGAAGACUAUCGACCUAUCAAGUUUGACUUUCCUGAUGAAGAGAUUAUGUAUCUAAAAAUGAAAGAUUGCGACGAGCCACUAUUCGGAGAAGGACCUGAUCCAGAUUCAGUGUGGGGUUUGAUAUUUGAUGGGGCUGUCAAUGUAUACGGCAACGGCAUAGGGGCAGUACUCCUUACUCCUAAGGGUGCUCACAUCCCUUUCACAGCAAGACUCCGGUUUGACUGCACGAACAACAUCGCUGAAUAUGAAGCCUGCAUUAUGGGUAUCGAAGAAGCCAUUGAUCUAAGAAUCAAAAACAUCGAAAUAUAUGGAGAUUCAGCUCUUGUAAUCAACCAGAUCAAGGGAAAAUGGGAAACUCUUCACGCAGGACUAAUACCUUAUCGAGACUAUGCAAGACGUUUAUUGACCUUCUUCAACAAAGUGGAAUUACAUCAUAUCCCUCGGGAUGAGAAUCAGAUGGCUGAUGCCUUGGCUACUUUGUCUUCAAUGAUCAAGGUGAAUCAUCACAAUGACGUGCCACUAAUCAGUGUCAAAUUCCUUGAUAGACCCGCUUAUGUGUUUGCCGCUGAAGCAGUUUUCGACGAUAAACCUUGGUUUCAUGAUAUUAAGGUGUUUCUCCAAACUCGAGAGUAUCCUCCCGGAGCAUCCAACAAAGAUAAGAAGACUCUCAGAAGAUUAUCUAGUAAUUUCUUCCUGAAUGGGGAUAUCUUGUACAAAAGAAACUUUGACACGGUCUUGCUCAGAUGUGUAGACAAAUAUGAAGCUGAUUUAUUGAUGCAUGAAAUACACGAAGGAUCCUUCGGAAUUCAUCCUAAUGGGCACACAAUGGCUAAAAAGAUAUUGCGAGCAGGCUACUACUGGAUGACAAUGGAAUCAGAUUGCUACAAGCAUACCAGAAAGUGUCACAAGUGUCAGAUAUACGCCGACAAGAUUCAUGUGCCGCCAACUACGCUCAAUUUACUUUCUUCUCCGUGGCCUUUCUCUAUGUGGGGCAUUGACAUGAUCGGAAGGAUUGAGCCUAAAGCUUCAAAUGGACACCGUUUCAUCUUAGUGGCUAUUGACUACUUCACUAAGUGGGUUGAGGCCGCAUCGUAUGCUAAUGUGACCAAGCAAGUGGUGGUCAAAUUUAUCAAGAAUCAUAUCAUUUGUCGUUAUGGCAUCCCCAACCGGAUCAUCACCGACAACGGAACAAAUCUAAACAACAAGAUGAUGAAAGAAUUAUGUGAUGAUUUCAAGAUCGAGCACCAUAACUCUUCACCUUACAGACCUCAAAUGAAUGGUGCCGUCGAAGCUGCAAAUAAGAAUCUAAAGAGGAUUGUCCAGAAGAUGGUGGUGACUUAUAAAGAUUGGCAUGAAAUGCUUCCCUUUGCAUUACAUGGAUAUCGUACUUCUGUACGCACAUCAACAGGGGCAACUCCCUUCUCCCUGGUAUAUGGCAUGGAGGCAGUACUUCCUGUAGAAGUCGAAAUUCCAUCAUUGAGAGUUCUAAUGGAGGCUGACUUAUCGGAAGCUGAAUGGGUUCAGAAUAGAUACGACCAGUUGAAUCUGAUUGAAGAAAAGCGCAUGACGGCCCUAUGUCACGGACAAUUAUAUCAAAAAAGGAUGAAACAGGCCUUUGACAAGAAAGUUCGUCCCCGUGAGUUUAAAGAAGGUGAUCUUGUGCUCAAAAAGAUUUUCUCUUUCCAACCAAACUCCCGAGGCAAGUGGGCUCCUAAUUAUGAAGGUCCGUAUGUUGUUAAAAAGGCCUUUUCAGGUGGUGCCAUGACUCUACAAACCAUGGACGGUGAAGAACUUCCACGACCUGUGAACACGGAUGCAGUCAAGAAAUAC